Bombus huntii is the source of this 695-nucleotide messenger RNA. RefSeq lists its product as uncharacterized. The transcript has 4 exons. The record is from RefSeq and is a predicted model, not a curated record. Gene Ontology annotation, biological process: mitochondrial electron transport, NADH to ubiquinone. The coding region runs from base 154 to 636 and encodes 160 amino acids. Lineage: Eukaryota; Metazoa; Arthropoda; Insecta; Hymenoptera; Apidae.
ACUGACUGUAUUGCUGUACUAUAAUGCGCAUGCUUGUUAAAGAAAUUAAAGGUUAUAUUCAAUCGCAUAUUGUAUGACGUAAUUUGCGAUUAACUUUUAUAGGAUAUAAGUAUUGUCUUUAAUAUAUAUCAACAAUUACUUAAUUUGUUUACAAUGGCAUCUUCAGUUAGUGGCGGUGUAAAACCAAUGAGUGUUGGUGGCCGUUUAGUGAGUGAAAGAGAACGUUUGAUUGGUAUGACGGAAGAAGAACGUGCAUGGAGAGCUCGGUAUCUUAAAAGCCACAUUCUUGCACCAGAAGAGCCAUUAAACACAAAGGAAUAUUAUAGGCAUUAUUAUAAUCCACUUCGAAGAUUCUAUAGAAUACCUUUAAAUGCAUUUGAAAGAUUAUUAACUCCUCUUAUGGGUAAUAAGGGUGCAAUGGCUGUACGUUAUGUCACAGCAAAAUGUUUGAUGGGUCUUGUUAUACUUUAUGGCGUACGGUAUUACUACAAAUAUAACACAGGCAAUUGGACACGACAAUCUGGUUGGAUGGUGAGACCAACACGUGAAGCAAGAAUUCCAGGAACUAAAGAUUACAAAGGUCUCGAGAAGCCAAAAACUUUUGCUACAUAUGGUUUUGAGAAUUCUCCCAUAUAAGAAUUAUUGUAAUUGCUAUUAAGUAGUAUCUAAACAUAAUAAAAUAAUGAUUCAAGAUA